GUAAACCUGCAAAUAUACCAGUAAUACUAGAAUCUCUUCAAGUUCUCUCGGCAAUAGCAUUCCACCAUUUACAAGAGCUACUUCACCCUCAUAUGCUUUUACUUGGAGACGUCCUCUGUGAGAUGUUGCAGCACGAGCACCAAGACGUGGUUGUGCACGCAGCCAAGACGGUCAGCGUAAUUGGUGAUGCCGUCCAGAAAUUAGAGCAAACGGAUCAAGCUCCACCCUUGACCCACUGCGUGCAAAUGUGGGAGAAACUGAUAACUCCAUUAUCGAACGUGCUGCAAUCGAACGAGAAUUCCCCGGCGAAGGCGGUCGCUUGCGAUUGUAUAGCGAACAUCGGGGAGAAAUCCUUCAAGGAGUUGCCGAGACGUUUUCAACUGCUGUGCUGCGCUUUACUGGUGGGAUCGUGCAGCGACGAAGAGGCGUCGGUCCGAGCCGCGGCAGUACGCGCCUUGGCCAUGGCGGUUAUGUUCAAGACAUUAAGAGAGGACAUACACUUCGUAAGCGACUGCGGCGAGAACAUUCUCAGGGCGUUGGCGGAGCCGACUCUAGUGGUCAGAGCGAAGGCAGCUUGGGCUUUGGGUAAUCUAAGUGAUGCUCUCGUGCUAAACUUGCACGAACCGGAUGCUGACGAAGUCGACGAUGACCUGCUGGUCCGGCUGCUCGAGGUCAGCAUACAUUGCGCCGUAGAUAAUGAUAAGGUCAAGCAGAGUGCGACACGUGCCCUUGGAAACCUCUUACGUUUGAUAAAGAGUGAUAAUUUACAUCGGAAUCCGCAACUAAAGACCUUAUGCGAAGUAGCAAUAGGGAAGCUAUUGGACUGCGCUUGCAAGGUCGCGAACAUGAAGGUCCGCUGGAAUGCUUGUUACGCGCUGGGGAAUGCAAUGAAGAACGAGAAUCUCUUCACCUGUUUCAAUGGAUGGCAGAGUGAGGUGUUCUCGAAUCUAUGUAAACUAACAAAAGAGUGCAAGAAUCUCAAGGUUCGUAUAAACGCGGCGGUCGCGUUACGGGCACCGCGCUCGCGAAUAUCGUACGCGGCGAACUUCGCGCCGAUUUGGCGAGGAGUCAUGGCCGCCAUGGAGAACGCUGUUAACGUCGACGAUUUCACUGAAUACAAACACAAAGAUAACCUUGUUGAACAGCUCUGCGUGACACUAGCUCACUUGUGUUGCCAGCUCACGCCAUCGGACCUAACCGAUAUCUUAGAUCACCUGGUGUUUCACUACGACUGCGCUAAAGCAGUCUUCACGCAGGUCUUUCAGCGUUUACCGCCGGAGAACGCUUCGUGCCUCCGCAUACUGCAAGCCGCUAAAUAUGUCACCGUUGAUCUAGUCGCUUCGAAUGACGCGCAAUCACAGUCAUUGAGUUUACUACAAGAUAUAUUUAUAUUCGAUUUUUGAUUUAAUCGAAAGUUUAUUUAUUUCUUACACUGUAAGGAAAGGUAGAUUGGUGUGGAUGACGCGUCUCGCUUUUAGGGAAACCGAUCGAACACUAAUCUACAGUAAUAUCUGCGUUUAAUCUAUACUAAUAUAUAAAUCUACAGUGGUUUUUACGGAUGUUCCGUUAUGACUACUGAACCAUGCAUCCGAUUGACUUGAAACUUGGUAU
This is a messenger RNA of Bombyx mandarina (wild silkworm), 1611 nucleotides long. RefSeq names its product HEAT repeat-containing protein 6. Lineage: Eukaryota; Metazoa; Arthropoda; Insecta; Lepidoptera; Bombycidae. The record is from RefSeq and is a predicted model, not a curated record.